Lontra canadensis (Northern American river otter) is the source of this 5296-nucleotide messenger RNA. It is a transcript of the gene JMY, whose product is annotated as junction mediating and regulatory protein, p53 cofactor. The record is from RefSeq and is a predicted model, not a curated record. Gene Ontology annotation, biological process: Arp2/3 complex-mediated actin nucleation; 'de novo' actin filament nucleation; intrinsic apoptotic signaling pathway by p53 class mediator. The transcript is spliced from 11 exons. Gene Ontology annotation, cellular component: cytoplasm; nucleus. Lineage: Eukaryota; Metazoa; Chordata; Mammalia; Carnivora; Mustelidae. Gene Ontology annotation, molecular function: transcription coactivator activity; actin binding; Arp2/3 complex binding. The coding region runs from base 591 to 3566 and encodes 991 amino acids.
GUGCCCAUGUUUACGUCCCUCGUGGAGCAGCCUACGUAAGCAGCCAAAUGGCAACAUUGUGGCGAUACUGAGGCUCAGAGUUUAGGAGACGCGUCUAUCCGUCAGGCCGGCUCCGGGCGGUCGGGAAGAGGAGGAGAAGGAGGAGGGGCGGGGAGAUCGGCCUGGGCGAGCGGCGGAGACUUACACACCGCUUGCUCCUACCGCCUACCGGCCUGCCCGGCCCCGCGGGACCCGCUCCUCACCUUCAGAGAGCCACAGACGCAGCACCGCGGCCUCGCGCUGGGGGCGGCCGGGACGGGCGCGAGGCGCUGCCGCAGCACCGGGUUUGUAAACAGAUCCAGCCGCACGUGACCAUGUGAACUACCUGCUCCGGGGACGCGUAUUGUCUUUCCUGCGAGCCGCGCCACAAAGGAGCGCGGCGGGUUCAAGUGAGGAGGGCCCGGCGAGCAAGCGGGGAGAGCCGGCUGGCGCGCUAAGAUGGCCGAAGGCGCCCAGCGAGGGUGAGCGGGGGGCGCGGUGCAGCCAGCCGGUGAGUCUUCGAGCGGGCAGGGCCACCGGCGCAUCCCCCGCGGCCUGGCACCGGAGCCACCAUGUCGUUCGCGCUGGAGGAGACGCUCGAGUCGGACUGGGUGGCCGUGAGGCCCCAUGUGUUCGACGAGCGCGAGAAGCACAAGUUCGUCUUCAUUGUGGCCUGGAACGAGAUUGAGGGCAAGUUUGCCAUAACCUGCCACAACCGGACGGCCCAGAGGCAGAGGAGCGGCUCCCGGGAGCAGGCGGGGUCACGAGGAGGUGCUGAGCCCGGAGCACCCGCGUCCGACGGGACCCGCGCGCCAGGCAGCCCAGCGGGCAAGGGCCGGCCGGAGGCCACGGCCUCUGCGACUCUGGGUAGAAGCCCGGGGCCCCGGAGGAGCGCGGCCUGGGCGGAGGGCGGCUCUCCGCGGAGCGCGCGCAGCCUUCGUGGGGACCCGCUGCUGCGGUGUCCCGCCGGCAAAGGGGCGGAGAGCCCCCUCAGGAGCCCAGUGCGGGCCAAGACCAGCCCGGUCCGAAGGGGAUCUGAAGGCAAAGAUGCGGGGGCCGCUGCAGCAGGGGCCCCGCCGGCGCCCAGGGAGGCCCCGUUGUCCUCCGUGCGAGUAGUGAGCGCUUGCGGGGCGGUCUCCGAGGAGAUAGAGGUGCUGGAAAUGGUGAGGGAGGACGAAGUGGCCCCGGCGGCCCUGGCGCUGUCGGACGCGGAGCAGCCGCCUUCCACCGUCGAGCUGGAGUCCCCGGCCGAGGAGUGUAGCUGGGCCGGGCUCUUCUCCUUCCAGGAUCUGCGUGCUGUGCACCAGCAGCUGUGUUCUGUGAACUCGCAGCUGGAGCAGUGCCUGCCGGUAUUCCCCGAGGAGCCCUCUGGCAUGUGGACCGUGUUGUUCGGGGGCGCCCCAGAGAUGACGGAGCAGGAGAUCGACACUCUGUGUUACCAGCUCCAGGUCUACCUGGGCCAUGGCCUGGACACCUGCGGCUGGAAGAUCCUCUCCCAGGUUCUUUUCACUGAGACCGAUGAUCCCGAGGAGUAUUACGAAAGCCUUAGCGAGCUGCGGCAGAAGGGCUAUGAAGAAGUGCUUCAGCGGGCCAGGAAGCGCAUCCAGGAGCUCUUGGAUAAGCACAAGAAUACAGAAAGCAUGGUGGAGCUUCUGGACUUGUAUCAGAUGGAGGAUGAAGCCUAUAGCAGCCUUGCAGAAGCCACAACUGAACUAUAUCAGUAUUUACUACAGCCAUUCCGAGACAUGAGAGAGCUUGCCAUGCUACGGAGACAACAGAUCAAGAUUUCCAUGGAGAAUGAUUAUCUGGGUCCCCGAAGAAUUGAAAGUCUACAAAAAGAAGAUGCUGAUUGGCAGCGAAAAGCUCACAUGGCUGUGCUGUCUAUUCAAGAUCUUACUGUCAAGUAUUUUGAAAUCACAGCGAAAGCACAAAAAGCUGUGUACGAUCGAAUGCGAGCAGAUCAGAAGAAAUUUGGUAAAGCAUCAUGGGCAGCAGCUGCAGAACGUAUGGAAAAACUCCAAUACGCGGUUUCUAAGGAGACUCUGCAGAUGAUGAGAGCAAAGGAGAUCUGUUUGGAACAGAGGAAACAUGCACUAAAAGAAGAGAUGCAGAGUUUGCAGGGUGGUACAGAAGCCAUAGCACGAUUGGAUCAGUUAGAAGCUGAUUAUUAUGAUCUGCAACUUCAGUUGUAUGAAGUACAGUUUGAAAUCCUGAAGUGUGAAGAGUUAUUAUUGACAGCCCAGCUAGAAAGCAUCAAAAGACUUAUAUCGGAAAAGAGAGAUGAAGUGGUUUACUAUGACACUUAUGAAAGCAUGGAGGCCAUGCUGGAGAAGGAAGAGAUGGCAGCGUCUAUGCACUUACAGAGAGAAGAGCUACAGAAACUUCAGCAGAAAGCACGCCAGCUGGAAGCAAGACGUGGACGGGUUUCAGCCAAGAAAGCCUACCUCAGAAAUAAGAAGGAAAUUUGUAUUGCAAAACAUAAUGAAAAGUUCCAACAGCGCCUUCGGAGUGAAGAUGAAUAUAGAACCCAUCACACAGUACAACUAAAGAGAGAAAAAUUACAUGAUGAAGAAGAAAGAAAAAGUGCUUGGGUUAGCCAGGAAAGACAGAGAACACUGGAUAGACUUCGAACUUUUAAACAGAGGUACCCUGGCCAAGUCAUACUUAAAUCAACCAGAUUGCGACUGGCUCAUGCCAGAAGAAGAAGCACAGCCAGUCCUGUGCCCUGUGAGGACCAGUAUGACCCUCUGCCAGGAGCGCUGCAGCCAGAAGAUAACAGUGAAAAGGUGGAGGAAGGAAGAGGGAAGCUUGGGUCAUCACAGAAAACAGAAGCCCAAAGCCUCUCACAACUUGAAGAUACUUCAUUAGCACAACUUGAAGCCACUUCAUUACCUCUCAGUGGUGUUACCUCUGAACUGCCGCCCACUGUAUCUCUUCCAGUUUUGAAUAAUAUUGACCUCGAACCAGGUUCUAUUACCACAGCUCCACUCCCCCCACCUCUUCCCCCAACACCACCUCCCCCACCCCCGCCUCCCCCUCCCCCCCCACCACCCCCUCUGCCUGUUGCUAAGGACAGCUCCCUAGAGAUACUGGAGAAAGGUCUGCCUAGAACAGAGGGGAAUGAGAAGAGGAUCCCGAAGUCUGCGAGUGCACCCUCAGCACAUCUCUUUGACAGCAGCCAGCUGGUCAGUGCCAGGAAGAAGCUGAAAAAGACUGCUGAAGGUUUACAGAGGAGAAGAGUGAGCUCACCCAUGGAUGAGGUGCUAGCUUCCUUGAAGCGUGGUAGUUUUCAUCUGAAAAAGGUUGAACAGCGAACUCUGCCUCCUUUUCCUGAUGAAGAUGAUAGUAAUAAUAUCUUGGCACAAAUCAGGAAAGGGGUAAAAUUGAAGAAGGUACAGAAGGAAGUGCUGAGAGAAUCCUUCACACUUCUGCCUGACACAGACCCUCUAACACGGAGCAUCCAUGAAGCUCUUAGAAGAAUCAAAGAAGCGUCCCCUGAGUCAGAGGAUGAAGAGGAAGCUUUGCCUUGCACAGAUUGGGAAAAUUAACAGGUGACUCAACAAAAAGAAAAAAGCACCUACAGUUGAAGAUCAAAGAUUUGUUUUUGGAAAACAAAAGUUUAAUGUGUGAUUUCCCCAACUGGAUUCCACAAGAUGCAAAGUGUGUUGGCUCAGUGGUAUGAAAAAAAUGGAAGCACAGUUGGCAAGUUACCACUUUUCCAGUCAGUCCAGUAUUUGGUGGGUAACAUGAGUUUUAGAUGUGCAGUGCUCCCGAUGCAAUGAAGAAAAGGCCUUCCAGAGAUGCCUGGUUUUUUAAGCUCCUUCCCCUCCUGUCCACCCAUGUUCAUCCUUAUAGUGGCCAGUCAAGCUAGGGGUCUCUCUGAGUUGGAAAAACACUGGGUUGACAGAGAUCUACUGUGAGCUGUAUCGGGACUGCUUUGAAAUCCAUCUUUAAGUGCACUGAAUAGUCCUCUGCUUGAAAACACAGAGCUUCUUCUAUAUCAACUUGUAUAAAUAGUGUGACACUCUGAAAAAGAAAUUUAUCAUGAUAGCUAUAGGACAGGAAUUGGAAAGAAUCAGAUGGAAAUGCACUGAAAAUUUCCACAUUACUCAUCUCCAAAGGAAUUUUCAUAAAGAUGUUCAACAUCUGAAAAGAUACAUAACCAUGGAGAUACACUUAAUGUGUUUACCACAACAUGAUACAUUAAACAUGCAUAUUUUUAAAAGACCACAUACUCACUUUGUAAGGUUUUGAAGUAAAAAUUUCCAUGCUUUUAAAUAGCUCUUCAUAAUUGUGAAUUUUUAAUAGUUUGAAUUUCAUGCGCAGCUUUGUUUAUGAAAGGCAAUACUUUGUAACUUGAUAAUUCAGAUUAUUUUUAGUCCUUUUGUUUGAACGAUUGCUUGAUUAGUGUAAUUCAACGUGACUUUCCUAUUGAGAAUCAGAAAUGAGGAUUCAGUAAUAGGGAUGCAGAUCUCGUCUGUUUAACAUGCACCAUUUAAGUUUUUCUUUUUAUGCUCCACAGUGAAGUGCACUCUACAGAUAUGCAGAAAGUAGACAGGCAGAAAAGCCUCCUUGGCUGGCAUUUCACUAUCUUCACAUGUUUUGAGUGGAACUUGGGGAGAGGACCUUUGUUAUUGUCAGUAGACCUUUUAAAACAUAUGUAUGUAGUUUUAGGUGCUGAUUUUGCUAUAAGGAGUCCUGAAGGACACAUAUAUAUGAAUGGACCCAUUAUGAAUUCUCAGCAGGAGUGUUGUGGGCUUGGAUGAAGGUAGAUAUGUUGGACCCAGUCUACAGUAUUCUGUAGAGUGUAAUUCUGCAUCAGACAGAUUUUGGCCUUUACAUGAAGGGAGUUAAGUAAGGACUGAUGUACCAAAAAGAACUUUAUUUCUUCUGAGGCAUUUCUCUGUCCUAGACCCAGAAAGCAGUCCCAGAGUAAAAGCCCUCCAAUGUAUAUGAAUUGGUUUUUCAGAAGAGAGAAAAAAAUGCUUACACCUUUGUCACUUUAAGAUGUAUUUCCUUUAAAAUAAUUAUGGAGAAAAAUUUGUUUAUUGACGAGAGUAGGAACUUUUGCACAGUUUUUUUCACAAUACACUAGUUUUCUUCUUAUGUUAUUCCUAUAUCUUAUCUUGGAAGAUUAAAAUAUAUACCUAAUAUAGAGACUAUAUUUUAUCCCACAGUGGGAGAGGUGGAUGAGGAAUUUUCCUCAUUUCCUUCAGUAAAACAUUGAAGAGUGCUUUUCAACCAAAAGAAUGAUUGGUUUGAUUAAUAUAAUUUGGUG